CGUCGGCUCCAUGAUCUGUGUUAGCUAGCUGUUGUUGUGAGGUCGGUGUGAUUCCUCUGGUGCGUCAUGUCUUAUAAACUAAACGCCCUUUAUAGCGACUCGUACGUUGAUAUAAGUCAGUAUAGAGACCAGCAUUUCAAGGGGAAUCGACACGAGCAGGAAAAGCUGCUGAAGCAGAGCAGUACUCUUUAUGUUGGGAACCUUUCCUUCUACACGACAGAGGAACAGGUGUAUGAACUUUUCUCCAAAAGCGGCGAUGUGAAAAGAAUCAUCAUUGGCCUGGACAAGGUGAAGAAGACGGCAUGUGGGUUCUGUUUCGUGGAGUAUUACACGCGAGCCGACGCUGAGCACGCCAUGAGGUUUAUUAAUGGAACCAGACUGGAUGACAGAAUCAUUAGAACAGACUGGGAUGCCGGUUUUAAAGAGGGGCGGCAGUACGGUCGGGGCAAAUCGGGUGGUCAGGUGCGAGAUGAAUACAGACAGGACUACGACCCUGCACGAGGUGGUUACGGCAAAUUAGUUCAGCUACAGAGGGGUUCGGAUGGACAGCACAAAUUUUAGUCAUUCUGAAUGAACAGGGACUUUUUGAAAACCAAGCAGAGGAUUUGUUUUAUAAUGUUGAUGUAUAUAGAUUACAACCUACUCAGUGGUUUGCACAGAGGAAAUGAUCUCCACAAUUUGGUGAAACAACUGAUAUGGCAUGUUGGGAUUGUCUCUCAUUUUUCUAAUAAACAUUAAGGUCUUUUACCUUA
Hemibagrus wyckioides is the source of this 752-nucleotide messenger RNA. RefSeq names its product nuclear cap binding protein subunit 2 (gene ncbp2). The record is from RefSeq and is a predicted model, not a curated record. The coding region runs from base 67 to 561 and encodes 164 amino acids. Gene Ontology annotation, cellular component: nuclear cap binding complex. The transcript is spliced from 4 exons. Gene Ontology annotation, molecular function: RNA cap binding. NCBI's taxonomy places the organism in Eukaryota, Metazoa, Chordata, Actinopteri, Siluriformes, Bagridae. Gene Ontology annotation, biological process: mRNA cis splicing, via spliceosome.